AUGGCUCGACGUAACGAAUGUUUGGAAUGCAAAGUAUUUGUGGGAGGCCUACCUAAUGAUGCAUCAAGUGAAGAAUUAGAAGAAGCAUUCAGCAAAUACGGUCGCAUCAAAAAAGUUUGGUUGGCACGUCGUCCACCCGGUUUUGCAUUUAUUGAAUUCGAAGAUAGUCGAGAUGCGGAAGAUGCAGUAAAGGGACUUGAUGGAACACGCAUUUGUGGUGUCCGCCCAAGAGUGGAGUUUUCGCAUGGUGGUUCACGCCGUGGUGGUCGAGGAGGUGGAGGUAGACGUCGUUCGAGGACACCGAUACGCCGACGAUCACUCAGUCGUUCGCGCUCACCGCUGCCGCGAAGAUCGCCGCGGUAUAGCCGUAGCCGUAGCCGCAGUUUAAAUAGGGAUAAAUGA
This is a messenger RNA of Brugia malayi, 402 nucleotides long. Its product is annotated as RNA-binding protein., putative. The transcript is spliced from 5 exons. Gene Ontology annotation, cellular component: nuclear speck. NCBI's taxonomy places the organism in Eukaryota, Metazoa, Nematoda, Chromadorea, Rhabditida, Onchocercidae. Gene Ontology annotation, molecular function: RNA binding. Gene Ontology annotation, biological process: mRNA splicing, via spliceosome. Bases 1 to 402 code for a protein of 133 amino acids. The record is from RefSeq and is a predicted model, not a curated record.